AUGCCUAUUUCCACUGGAGCAUUGGAGAACAGCUUGCUGUCGCUUUACGAUUAUUCUCUGAACUUCAAGGUGUCUAUAGAUUUGGUUCAGCGACUAGCACAUCAAUUGAAACUAGAGACUUUUGUAGAUAAAUUGGGGUACACCGUAGAUGCAGCACACCAGACUCCGGGAGGCGGAAAAACACAGAGAUUGACGAUAGCAGGCACUUCUAUCCUUAUCGACAUUGAUUUUGUUGAUGACAACGACAUAGUCAAUGUUUCCCUUUCGUUGGCCAAUCAUACGUCUUCUCUGAGUUCAAUAAGCGAAGUGAAAAAUCCCAAUAGCCACAUUAAAUCGCUGACUCAGGAUGCCAAUGGAGUGACCAAUCUCUUGAUAGAUCCAGCCAAGAACCCAGUGUCGUUUUUCCAACAGGGAACGUCAGGCCUGGCUUCGAUAGCGGAAGAGAUAUUGCUUCUGAAUCUUCGUUCCAAGAAAUUGAACAGUUUCCCCGUUAACUUGAAGUAUUUGGCAGGUAUGGAUAAACUUUCUUCAUCGAGUGUGGAUGUGUUCUCAUUUCUUGAGCGUGUGGCACUCCUUUUAUAUACGAUAUCCUCAGUUCAAAGCACAAAUGACCCCAGAGAUUGGCUCCUCAGUGAAGGUUAUAUUACCAGCACUGGCAAAAUCAGAAUCAACGAUGACAACAAACAACAACUCGGAGUAUUCAGCGACUAUUGGCAGGACAACAGAUACAUAAACCAUGAAAAUGGCGACAAAACAAACCUUGUGGGAAAGAACUACAACAUGCUCUUGAAGAUUGUUUCUUCACAUAGAGAGUCUAAGCUCGAUUACUUUGAGGAAAACAGAACAAAGGUAUGGGACUUGCAUUCACCACAAGGAGGCUACAAGCCAUACCGUUUCGACUUUGAUGUGACUUCAAACCCCGACUUCUUACCUGGAAACAAUUUGUCGAUAGAAUUGGUACUCAAUCAUCCAGUAUAUCUUCCCGUCUAUCUAUUGGAAUAUUUGGGGUUGCUUGAUUAUAAGAAGAAGAAAACAGGCACCAUUGUAGACGAGAUGUUCGAAACGUUGAAUACUGGCGAUGAAAUCGUAAACAAGGUGAUAUUGGAAAGUAAUUCUGAGAUACUGUUCAAAAUAGCCCAUAACUUUACCUCCAACAAUGUAGCACCCAUAAAGUCUGUGGUAAUUAACCAGCUUACAGAUCUCGCCAUUCUCAUUCCUAACUUCAGAAACUUUCUUGUUCUUGCCAAUAUUUACCGGUCGUUGUGCGACGUCAAGUCUCAACUGGAGAUUUUGCCUGGUGGUAUAAAGUCGCCUAGUAACAGCAUCGAAAAGGAAUUGACUGAAGAAGCCAAGAAGAAACUUAAGGAGUCGUUGAAAUUGCCGGAUGAUGUCACCGACGAAGAAUUGCUUUCGCUUAAUGCUAUUUCUGAGAAUGCCACCUUUUCUACUAUCCAGCCUAUCAACAGAGAAGCAGAAACCGAUCUUGACUCUUUCUUCAAGAAUACCCCUGAGGAGCCAGCAAUUUCUGUUGAGGAGCAAAAUGCUGAAAAAGAAGAGUAUUUCCAACUUUCAUUGGACGACAUCGAUUCUGCUUCUCCUUACUACGACUUGCAAAUGUCUUUACAGGCUCAAUCCAGAUUAGGAGAUAUAUGGGUCAAGUUCAAGAUCGCCAACGGAGUAAUAGUCGCAGCACAAGACGAUUCGGCUAUGGAGGUAGAUAGCGACGACAUUAAAACCAGGUUCAUUAGGGCUCUAAACUUGACUGAAGAUGUCAUCAAGUCUAUUAAGUAUGCUUAUAUGUAG
This is a messenger RNA of Scheffersomyces stipitis CBS 6054, 1803 nucleotides long. RefSeq names its product Med1p (gene MED1). Gene Ontology annotation, cellular component: mediator complex. The record is from RefSeq and is a predicted model, not a curated record. Gene Ontology annotation, molecular function: transcription coregulator activity. NCBI's taxonomy places the organism in Eukaryota, Fungi, Ascomycota, Pichiomycetes, Serinales, Debaryomycetaceae. The transcript has 2 exons. Gene Ontology annotation, biological process: regulation of transcription by RNA polymerase II. Bases 1 to 1803 code for a protein of 600 amino acids.